AUGGCUGAACCUAUAAUAUCAUUUCAUAUAUAUAUUUCAUUAAUAAUAACUCUUCUUUUAUCAUUUACUCUUCUUUCGCUGCGGCCUCCGACUUCUGGAUAUUUGUAUUUAAAACUAUGUUUAAUAGCUUCAGUAUAUGCAUCAAUACCCUUAAUAUUUGGUUCAUAUUAUCCUUGUAUAGAUAAUUUAUCAAUUCCAGUGCUUACUUUUACAUUUUUAUUUAAAAUAAUGGUUUGGUUAAAAAAAACCUACAAAUUUGUCGGUAAAAAGAAAGAAGAAAUCGAAAAAAUUAAAUUUAUACCAUUUUGGUUGACCUUAUUCAGUUGGAGACGUAAUGAUCUAAGUCGUCACAGUCAAAAGAAUCAAAAGAGUCAAAAAAGUACUACACAAACAUUAUUAUUAACAUCACAAAUAGUAAAUUCGCUCUUAUUUUUAAGUAUACUUAAUUUUAUUCCAAAAUUAAUAAUACGUGAAAUUUGGGCAUUUGUUAUAGAAUAUCUUAGUCCUGAGGUACCGGAAAGGCCCUACGCGCUUCGAAUUCUUGACUAUUUUCAUACACCAUCACAAAUUUCAAAUAUAACUAGUCCUUAUAUGUUAUUUUAUUGUUACUUAUAUGGUGGAUUCUUAUAUCAGAAUAUGGAUUACUUAUAUCAUUUAUUUAAAGUCUUUGCGGCUAUCUUAUUAUGGAUUAUACAUCGUUCCCAUUCUUCAAAUUAUCAUAUGAAUAUGCGAUCAUAUUCACAUCCUCAUCAAAAUAGUUCGUACAACAUAACAAUUAUUCACAUGACUUUUUAUCUAUAUUCAUUAUUAACUACAACACCUCAAUUAUUCAACAAGCCAUUUUUAUCUCAAAAUCCAAAAGAUCUUUGGUCAAAAAGAUGGCAUCAAAUAUAUAGAUCAAGUUUUACAGAACUUGGUUAUUUUCCUAUAAUUAAUUUCUUUGAAAAAUUUAAUAAUUCAUCAUUAAGAGUAACAUUAUUUGAUUAUAUUAAUUCUGCUGCAAAAUUACUUAGAAGACUUGGUUCUUUAUUAGGUUAUAAAACGUUUUUAAGGAAUAAAAAAAUUCAAAGGGACAUUCAAAGCACCACAGAAAUUAUUAAUCAAAAUGAUGAAUUUUUAAAGAACGAUCAAAUUUUUAAAAAUAAUGUUUCAACUUUUAAUACUAUUACUUAUAGUGAAAUUUCGAGAGCUUUAGCAGUUAUAGGUAGUUUUCUUUGGAGUGCUAUAUUACAUGAAUAUUUAUUUAUUGGUUUAUUUGGUUGGAAUAAUAGUAAAGGUGAACAUUUUUCUUUUUUUUUGGUACAUGCAUUUAUAAUGAUUAUUUGGGAUUUAUUAAGCAAACUGUUUAAUAGAUUUUGGAAAUUAUAUUAUCAUGAUUAUGACUAUCAUGAUAAAAUUGAAUUGAAAAAAACUGAAAAGAUAUUAUUUAUGAUAAAAAAAUUUUUAGGGUUUAUUAUUUGGAAUUUUAUAUUAACUUUAACAUUACCUUUAUUUAUCGAACCUUAUAUUAGAUUACAUCAUUACUAUUGUGUACCUCAUUUGGGAUGUCAACGAAAAAUUUAA
Dentiscutata heterogama is the source of this 1563-nucleotide messenger RNA. Lineage: Eukaryota; Fungi; Glomeromycota; Glomeromycetes; Diversisporales; Gigasporaceae. The record is from the annotation of a GenBank genome assembly.